AUGUCUACCCGCAAGAGCAUCGCAGAUGCGUCGGUCCUCUUGUUGACUCAGAUCCCCAACGCUUUCAGGAGCCAGAUCCUCGAAAUCGCGCAGGGCACAAAUCCUCAUGUCCGGUUCUCGUUCAACGAACUCAAGAUCAUCCGCGGCACCCGCCCGCAUCCACCACACACCGACAGAGAGGAAGUCCGCAGCUCCAUCACCAUCCAGUUCAACGGAGCUCCCGGUGGCGCCCUAGUUGCUCAUCUCUUCUCAGAUGGCACCAUCACGACUUCCACGAGAAUGCACGAGAUCAGGGCCGAGAGGCUGGCGCGGCAGCAACAGUUGGAAGCCGAGGAAAGCAAGUUCCCGCUGCUCAAACAAUCGGACAUUCGAUCGGCAGCUCAUGCCACCUACAUGGCGACGAUCAAUGGCAUACGAAAUUCAAAUUGGAGCCAAAUGGAGAAGGUCAUGCGCAAACAAGACGCCCAGGCGAUAUAUGAAGCCCUUUUGCAGAGACAGGCGGCGGACAGAGCCAGAGAAGCUGCGAAGCAGCACUGA
This is a messenger RNA of Mytilinidion resinicola, 537 nucleotides long. RefSeq lists its product as uncharacterized. The record is from RefSeq and is a predicted model, not a curated record. Lineage: Eukaryota; Fungi; Ascomycota; Dothideomycetes; Mytilinidiales; Mytilinidiaceae. The coding region runs from base 1 to 537 and encodes 178 amino acids. The transcript is spliced from 3 exons.